Molecule: messenger RNA, 549 nt
Organism: Arabidopsis thaliana (thale cress)
Lineage: Eukaryota; Viridiplantae; Streptophyta; Magnoliopsida; Brassicales; Brassicaceae
Exons: 1
Coding region: 97-336 (79 amino acids)
Source: RefSeq, marked reviewed
UAUAUCUACAUACAUAAAAAGUCAACGGCAAGAUAUUUAGAAAAGGUCACUUUGUCAUAUAUAUUCGUAUCACUUCAGUUUUACAUUUGACAAAGGAUGGUGAUGUUUCGUAUCUUGUGUUGUUUCAUCAGUUGCAGCAAGAUAAAGCCGUCGUCGUCUCGGCCACAAGUGGUCGAAAAAGGAAAGAAAAUUCCACCGUCGCCUUCACCGCAAGUGGCCAAAAUCGACAAGAAAAAGCCUCCCUCGUCUUCGGCACAAGGGGGGAAAACGUACAAGGAAAAGCCACGGCCGAAACGGCGAGUGGUCAAAGAGCAACGGAUUCAACUUCUUAUAUAAAAAAGGUCUUUUUUCUUUUCCUUUUGGUGUGUGAAUAAAGUUUUACACUCUACAACAAUAUCAAUAAUGAUUUUAAGGUGUGAUCUUGAUGUUUUCUUUUCUAAAUAAGGUGUGAUCUUAAAAAUCGAAUGUGUGUGUAUGUAUGUAUAUUCAUGGAGAAAACGAUUGCAUAAAUGUGAAAUUUCUGAUUUGCAUAAAGUUUUGUUUAUAUGA